CCGCGCCAGUACAGUACGUACGUACGUAAACAAGUGCACAACACAUUAUGGGUGCAUAUCCAUGCACAAACAUAAUGAUCGAGCCCGUUUCUUUACAAAAUAUUGAUUGACCUUGUCAACAUUUACGUUGGAUUUGUGUUGCGAUAAGUCUGAGUACCAGCAGCAGCAGUAAACGGCUGAGACAAGACAAGAAUCUUCAGGUGUAGCACACGAACUUCCAGUACACUGAAAUGGCUGGUCAGCAUAAGCAGUUCCUGAACACGGUAGGGACGUGCGUGGAUGAGAUGUUGGAAGGGGUGGUGGCCGUCAAUCCAGCCGUCAAAUUGCUCAAAGGCCACAGGGUGGUUCUACGAGCUGACAUCGCCGAGUAUAAAACUGCUGGCAAGGUGGCCGUACUCUGUGGCGGUGGCUCGGGACAUGAGCCGUUUGCAUCAGGGUAUGUCGGUCGCGGUAUGCUGACUGGCGCCGUGGCUGGCUCGGUCUUUACCUCGCCUCCUGCAAGUGACAUCCUGGCAGCCAUACGAGCCGUCGCCAACCCAGCUGGAGUGCUGCUCAUCGUGGCCAACUACACGGGCGACCGGAUCAACUUCGGCCUUGCGGCAGAGAAAGCCAAAGCCCAGGGCGUCAAGAUCGAGACGGUCACGGUAGCUGAGGACAGCGCCCUCACGAGCGUGGACAAGACAGCCGGGAAACGCGGACUGUGCGGGAUCAUUCUCGUGCAAAAGAUAGCAGGAGCAAUGGCAGAAGAGGGUCACACAUUAACGGAGAUUGUAGAAGCUACCACUAGAGCCGCCAAAUCUAUGGGAACCAUAGGCAUCAGCCUAUCGCCGUGUCACGUGCCAGGGUCUGGUGCCACUUUUCAGAUUGGUGACGAGGAGAUGGAAUUGGGCCUCGGGGUGCACGGGGAACCAGGUGUGAAACGAAUGAAAGUCUGCCCUGCGGACGCCAUAACGGCAGCCAUGAUCGAUCACAUGACCAACACAGCUACCAGCAGCCAUAUUGAAGUCAAAUCGGGCGAUCGUGUCCUGGUUUUGUUGAACAAUUUGGGCGCGACAUCUGCCCUGGAGCUCUUCCUGAUGGCGCGCUCCGCCAUCCGAUACAUUGAAUCGAAAGGGGUUAUUGUGGAACGAGCGAUGGCUGGACAUUUCAUGACGUCACUAGACAUGGCGGGUCUCUCCCUGACCAUCAUGCAUCUGGAUGAGGAGCGGAAGCGAUAUAUCGAUAAAGAGACGAAUGCGUUGGGCUGGCAGAGAGGCAAUGUCUCGGCGGAUGGAAGCGCCCUCUCUCGACCGCGAGGCUCCAGCGUCAUCGAGGUUCAAGAGGAGGGCUUAGCUACAGACAAGCAAAGUCGCGAACAAAGUUCAUCAAAUGCAGGAUCGGAAGCUUCUACGGGUGCUACCCCAGAAAUCUCCAAGCGUCUGGUGUCGGUGAUUUCCGCCAUUUGCGAGACGCUGAUUGCGGCGGAGGACAGACUGAACGACUUGGACCGGUCGGGCGGGGAUGGAGACUGCGGCACGACCAUGAAGCGUGGGGCAGAAGCGAUCCUGCGCGCCCGCGCGCGACUGGUUGCCAUGGGGGCAGGCGAGAUGAUGGACGCCCUCGCCGACACGGUGGAGCGGAGCAUGGGCGGGUCCUCGGGCGGGCUGUACAGUUUGUUUCUUACUGCGGCAGCUACGUGUCUAGGCUCCAGUCCGAGUGCUGACCAAUGGGUGAUCGCCCUGGGUGCAGGAAUGGACGCUGUAUGCAGGUACGGUGGAGCUGAGCCCGGAGACAGAACAAUGCUUGAUCCUCUCCACGCUGCGAGAGUCCUACUGGAGAAGGCAAAGUCUGGAACACAAUCCCUUGGGAAAACACACUUCCAACAAGCUGUGGAGGCUGCGGAAGAUACGGCAGUGAGAACGGCCACGAUGGAGGCCCGAGCGGGCAGGGCCAGCUACGUCAACAAGGAGUUGGUACGAGAGCCGGACCCCGGGGCCCAGGCGGUCGCCGCCUGGCUACGCGCCGCUUUCCGGUGUUUCUACGGGGAAUGAGGCGAAUCCAAUAUUAAAUUGUUACAAUAUAAUAUCAGCAUCUCUAUGUGAAAGUUGCUAUAUUAUCAAAAGGUCUACGGGGGCGGGCAGUCUGACGGGUCUCAUUUUUGAAGGGGUCACUGAAUGGGUUUUGGCCAUAAUUUAAAUCAAUACAACUUUGUUUUCUAGUCUAUAUGGUCGUACAAACAUGCCCUUGGGUAAAGGUCUCGAGGGGGGGGGGGGUUCAAUUGAAAAUGAAAUGCAUGAAAUCAUAGGGAUCAUUUCCCAGUUAUUUUUCAAUUUUCUUAUGAUGUACAUUGUACAUAUUGGAGGCUGAUGUGUGUGUUUUGGACGAAGUCGCCUUCAUAUUUUGAGUGGUUAUUGACAAUGCUUCAGCUUACGGAAUCUGAUUGAACCAAAAACGUGGGUUCACUGAUCAAUACUCUGUCAACGUUAAUUCCAUUACGUUUCAGCAUCUAGUGAUUGUGGCUUUUAGCACGUUGCAAUAAACGACCAUAUUUUUUCCUCCAUCGGUUCUCAGGUCGUCUCUUACGAUGUUUGAGGAUUGAGCACAUAUCUGGUAAAAGUGCUGUUACGGCCCGUUGAACUAUUUUUACCAUUUUGUUUUUAUAAAUCGAUUGAAACCCGAAUGCCGCCGGACGUUGAAAUUGUCCCGGCGUAUUCAGCGCACGAACCGCAGCGAACAAUCAACCUGUUGGGUGGUAUACAAAUGAGAAAUUUUGAAAUUUUGUUUUUGUCCUUCUAAAAAAAGUGCCAAAGUGUUUUUGAGCAGGCUCCAAAUUUUGUUUUCUCAAACGUAUUGUAAAUCACACGCCAGUAAUUUGAACAGUAUUUUUAAACAGUUUAGUUCACUUCGUCAUAGUUUUUGGAUCGUCUGGCUUAUCUGUUCAUUGUCCUGUAGUAAUGUCUAUCCUGUUUGCCUCUGUUUUUAAUAAACACAUUACUUUUGUAAAGGUAUAACCUGUGAUGUCGAUGAUCAUCAGAUAUGUUUCGUCAUAAAUGCUUAAAUGAUAAAUGAAAUGAGAAUUGAAAUAAAUACAUGGGAUAUUCUUAAA
This is a messenger RNA of Patiria miniata (bat star), 3085 nucleotides long. Its product is annotated as triokinase/FMN cyclase-like. Gene Ontology annotation, cellular component: cytosol. Gene Ontology annotation, molecular function: glycerone kinase activity. The record is from RefSeq and is a predicted model, not a curated record. Gene Ontology annotation, biological process: glycerol catabolic process. The transcript has 16 exons. Bases 231 to 2030 code for a protein of 599 amino acids. Lineage: Eukaryota; Metazoa; Echinodermata; Asteroidea; Valvatida; Asterinidae.